Messenger RNA from Prorocentrum cordatum, 2368 nucleotides. The record is from the annotation of a GenBank genome assembly. NCBI's taxonomy places the organism in Eukaryota, Dinophyceae, Prorocentrales, Prorocentraceae.
CAACAACAGCAGUAGCAACAACAACAUGUUCUAAAAAGAGGACGAUGCCGCCAGCAUCCGCGACCGGCUGGUCUCGGCGGUGGCUUUCGCGGCCGAGGCGCUGGGCGUCGAGGGUCAGCCGCUGGCGCUGCUGUUCUCCAGCGUGGAGAUGAGGCCCCGGAGAGGCACCGUCGAAGGAGGGGGCCGCCGAGGCCUACUCUGGGUGCUGCCGCGGCGCCUCCAUCGACCCCCUGGUGCCCCUGGCGGCCCUCCUCGCGGAGACGCUGCGCCGCGGGGGCUGCAGCGCUACGCUGCGCUCCGCCCUGAUGGACGCGGCCGCGGCGGUGGCUCCGCCCGAGGUCGCGGGCCGGCGCUUCCUGGGCAUGAUGGAGAGGCGGCUGAUCCGCGCCACGGGCGUGGCCGGGACUCUGGCUCCCGAGGUCCCGGCGCCCAUGUCAGAGUGCCCGAGCUCCACGGAGCGGGCGGCGGCGGCCCGCGCGUGGCACGAGGGUGAGUUGCCUGUUGGUGGGCUGGCCCCGGCGGCGACGGCGCGACGGGCGCAGGCGCAGAGCUUCCUGCCCACGGUGGACUGGUCGAGGCUGCUCGGGAGGGACGGGCGGGAACCGCACCCGAGCGACAAAACGCAGCUGCUUCCAGGCUGCCAGGCCCCACUGUACGGCGGUACUGUUGGCUUCGGCGUGCUUUCGGGGAUAUUGGGGAGCGCGUCCGCAUACUUCACCGCCAUUGCAGUCAAGGGUUUGGACGAAAAUGUGUUGUGCAACCCAGACUAUCACAAGUUCAUCCCGCCCAUGAAGCCCGUCUGCCAUGCGGUGAUGCGGAGCGAUCUGGACGAGAUGAUCGGUACCUACAUCGGCUCUUCUCAGGGUGCGCUAACGUUCUUCGUCGCCUGGGGUCUCUACAUGGGAUGGGAAGCUCACUCGCGCCUCUCCCUGCGUUACCAGGUCAUUCGCGAGCUGGCGCUGGAGCCCAUGGGCCCCCCAACCUCGCAGCUGGCCGUUGUGUGUGCCAGUGGCUUCCUCACGAGCCAGGCCGACGUCUUCUUGCCCUGGGAGGUGGACUCGGACAACCCAUGGACAGAAGGGCAGGUCUUCGCCGUGCGGUUCGACACCCCGGUGUUGCUGCGCCUUGGCACGCACCUCGUGGGACUGCUCUCGAGGGUUGCGAACCAGGCGAUGGUGGCCGCGCAGGUGGCGCUGGCCGUGUCCACCCCCCCGACCCUGUGCCAGACGCUCCUGUACUCCCUGGUCACGGAGCUCGACGACGUUUUCGACCUGGCCAUCAAGCGGGCGGAGAGCAGGCUGGGCGCGCGCUGGCCCAGCAGCUGGUCGUGCCCGUGCCGGCCCGGCCUGGCCCCCCACGGCCGGCCACCCUGGUCGGCUACUCCGUCGGCGCCGUGUUGGUGCACGCGUGCCUGCGCGAGCUGCGCCGCCUCGCGGACUCGGGACCUGGGCCUCCCGGACGGGGAUCGGAGCAGAUGGGGUCGGAGGACUGCGCCGCACCCCGCGUCGCCGAUGCAUCGACGAUGCUGGGCCCCUGGGCCGCGCCCCCGCGGAUGCGGGGCGUUUCUCCGCUGGUGCCCCGCGCAGAACGUCUCCGCGCGCUUGCGCACUCGCGGGCGCGGGAACGGCGCCCUUGAAUCCAGACCGUGAGGGGGCGGAUACGGCCAUGUUCGCCGUUGGCACGCCUGCUCGAUGCCCUGGAUGCCCCCGAAGAGGAUCAGCGUCACGUGAGCCGUCGACUCAUUCUGCAGUCCGUCAGGGUCUGGCCUUCUGUGUCGCAUCAGUGUCGAAUGCGUGUCGAACGCGUCGAGCCGCAGGGGCGCGAUCCUCCGACCCCAUGUGCUCCGACCCCAUCUGGGAGGCCUCCAGGCGAGGCGCCUCACGCGGCCGACGUCGUCUGCGACGUGGUGCUCAUCGGCGCGCCCAUCGCUGGCGGCACGGCCGCGGAGUGGGCCGCGCUGCGGCAGCUCGCCAGCGGCCGCUUCGUCAACGGCUUUCUUCCCACCGACCAGGAGAGCUCCGCGGUCAUGCCCAGAGGCGCUUCUCCGCGCCCUACGCCGGCUACAGGCCCCUCUCGAGCGUGCCCGGGGUAGAGAACGUCGUGCUCUCGGAGAGUUUGUGAGCACCCACCUCGAGUACGCCCGGCAGACGCCGGUCAUCCUGUCGCGCCUGCUCCAGGGCUGAACAAGGCUGCGCCGCAUGAGUGCCUCGCGGGCGCGGGCCUUCUCCCGGCGCCAGCGCAGGCGGUGUGCGGCGAGGCCGCCGUGGCCACAACGAGCCGCGGUGGUGACUCUGCCGUGCCAGCUGGUGCCCAGCGAGCGACCACCUGUUCCAGCGAGCAGCAGGGAACAAGCAGGCGGCACACGCAU